This is a messenger RNA of Naegleria gruberi, 6396 nucleotides long. RefSeq names its product FH2 domain-containing protein. Lineage: Eukaryota; Heterolobosea; Eutetramitea; Acrasida; Naegleriidae. Gene Ontology annotation, molecular function: FAD binding; actin binding; small GTPase binding. Gene Ontology annotation, biological process: actin cytoskeleton organization. The transcript has 5 exons. The record is from RefSeq and is a predicted model, not a curated record. The coding region runs from base 1 to 6396 and encodes 2131 amino acids.
AUGAAAAAGAUAUCAACCUUUUUAAAGAGGAAGGAAAGUGAACAUAGAUCAAAGCAUGCCAGCAAUAGCAGCUCUGGGAGUUCUCCAAUCUCUCCGAAUCAUCAAGGCUUUGUGAUGGUUGAACAUGAAGACGCCAUUCUAAUUUCUAAAAACAGCAGCACAACAAGUUCAACAGCUGUGGAAUGGAAUGAAAAGCUUGAAGAGGAUUUCAAGCAAUACUUGGACAAAACCUUCAAGAAUCAAACUGAAACAAUAGAAAAGUUGAUGGCCCUUCCACCAAAGAAAAAGAUGGAAAUUCUCAAAUUGAAGCAAUCUCAGAUCAGUUCUCAGAACAAUAUCUUACUUCACUUGGAAACAACAAUGAAUAACAUCAAACAUCCGCUCUCCACCUUGACACUACAUACGCAACUGAAGGAAUUGAGAGUUGUCUUGUCAAACUAUGCCGAAGCAGAAGAAGCAUUCAUCAAUAGAGGUGGUGUUGAUUUCACCAUGAAAUCUCUUUCCAAUAAUCUCGGUAAUCUGAAUGGAGCUGCAGACGAGAAUAACAAACUCUUGUUUGCUGAAAUUACCAUCUCUAUUAUUAUGAUCUUGACUCAAAUUUGCAAAAACAAUGAAGGAUUGGAAAAGUUUUUAGAAUAUCCAAAUAGUAUUGAAGAAAUCUCCAAGGCUCUCUUACUGGAACAUGAAGAUAAGGGUCAGAGGAACUCGAUAUAUUUCCUAUUGUCAUCAUUGUGUUUUUGUAGGGAUGGUACCUACGUUCCACAAGUUUAUGAAUCUGUUAAGAAUUUGUCAAAAAUUAGAGGUGAAGAACAAUUCUUAACUGUUGUGCAGCAUUUGAGAGAGGCCAACAGUUUAAAGAGCAGAUACAUCAUUCUGGCCUUUAUCAAUAUUUUGAUGAGGCAAGCUCCUGUUCAAUUCAGAAGAGAGCUAAAGCAACGAUUUAUCAGCGCAGGUGUUUAUACUGAGGUUAAAAAACUGGAAAAGAUUAAAGUGGAAAAUAAGGAUACAGAGGAUGCCCUCAAGCUAAGCAACCAAAUAGAAAUUUUCAACAAGAUUAUUUCUGGAGAUUUAGAAGAAGAUAUUUUUGAUGAUUUGAGAGAAAUUGUCGAAGAAUUAGAAAAUUCUAAUGUUCCUCUAGCUGAGGGAAUUAAGGCAGUUUCUGAAAAGAUAUCAAGUUUGGAAUGGGUCAAUGAUAUCAAAAUAAUUUUGGAGGGAAGUGAAUCUGUAAACUUGUUAAAAGAUAGAAAUCUCUCACUUCAAAAACAAGUGGAUACCAUUACAAAAGAUAAUGCACAAUUAAAAGAUCAAAUGGAAAAGCUAAAAGUCAGAAUUGAAGCUUUGGAGAAGGCACCACCAACAGUUAUUGUGAAAAAGGUUGCAGUUGUAAGACAAGUUGGAGAAUUGAAAUCGUCUGGUUCCGGUAGUAAUCUUGCAGGUUUAGUGGAAUCCAAUUCACCGACAACAUCACCUCCUAAUAUUUUUCCAGAUGAUACAGUUCCCUCUUGUAACAGCUCUGUUCCACCACCUCCUCAAGCUAGCUCUGUAGUGCCUCCACCUCCAGGAAUGGGAGGUGUUGUUCCUCCACCACCAAUUGGUUCAAGCUCAGUUCCUUUGCCUCCCAUGACCAUCAGUAGCUCUGUUCCUCCUCCACCUGUGGGGUUCAAUAGUUCUGUUCCACCUUCGUCAUCUAUUCCUUUACCACCAGUAAUGGGAACUGUUCCACCAAAUUCUGCCAUUCCUUUGCCACCAGGAAUGAAUAGCUCUGUUCCAAUGCCUCCAGGUAUUCCUGUACCACCAGGAAUAGAAAUGCCAGUGGUAGGAAGUACUGUUCCUCCUCCUCCAGGUUUUGGUGGCGUUCCUCCUUCUGGGAAUGGGAGUAUUGUUCCUCCACCGCCUUUCUCAAAUGUACCAAUGCCUCCUGGUUUUGGAGGUGUUCCACCUCCUCCUGGAAUGAAUGGUACUGUUCCAGUUCCUCCACUAGGAGUGGGAAUGCCACCCCCACCAAUGUUUGGAUUUGUACAAACACCACCUGUUAUUGCAAGUGCUCCAAAACUUCCAGACAUACCUAAGAAGAAGGCUUCUGUGCCCACUAAGGACGUAAGACUCAACAAACUAGAUAAUAACAAACUUCAAAAGUCUGUUUGGAUGAAGAAGAACAUUCAUGCCAAGUUAUUCGAUAUUGAUAUUCCAGAAAAAGAAUUAGAAGAUAUGUUCGCUCAAAUUUCUAAAUCCCCUAGUGUAGGUUUAACUCCAGAAAAGUCAGAAAAACCAAAGGAUACAACAAUAAGUUUAUUGGAAGGACCUAGAUUGCAAAACGUUUCCAUCUUUAUGAAAUAUCUCAAGAUGCCUUCAACUCAGUUGGUUGAAAAGAUAAUGACCAUCUCUGAUGAUUUUAAUGAGGAAUCAAUUGGAAAAUUGUUGAAUCAAGUUCCUAAUGAAGAUGAAAUUCAAAGACAAAAUGAUUUUGAUGGAGAUGAAGCCACAUUGAAUGAAGCCGAUAAGUUUAUCAGAGCCAUGAUGAAGGUUCCGAGACUUGCUUCCAGAUUGAAAUGUUGGAAUUUCAAGUUGAAAUAUGUUGAAACAAAGGCUUGUAUCAACCCAGACUUGGAAACCAUCAUUUCAACAUGUGCUAGUUUGGUAGAAUCUGAAAAACUUCAAGAAUUGUUUGCUGUCAUUUUGGCUUUCAGUAAUUACCUUAGCAGGACUGGUAUCCAUGGAUUCAAAUUGAACUCUCUCCAAAAAUUAAAAGAAACAAAAGGUAAUGCUAAGAACAUUACGCUCCUUGAUAUGAUUGUCAAGCAUAUUACAAGUGCAAAACCAGAUAUUCUCAAAGUUAAAGAAGAUUUGAACAUGUUGGAAAGGGCUGCCAGAGUUGAAAUGCAAACAUUAGCAGACAAGAUUGACAGUAUGGAAAAGUCUAUUGCUCUUCUGAAAACAGAGAUUCAAUACUAUAGUAAAAAUCCACAGCCAAACGAUAGAUUCUUGGAAGUUUUUGGAUCCUUCCUGAAUGAAUGUGAGGAUGAAAUGAAACUUAUUAAGGAAAAGCAACAAAAUAUGGAUAAUCAAAUUUCAGGGGUUGCUGAAUUCUUGGGUGAAGACCCAAACACUGUAAAGAAGGAACCAAAGGAAAUGUUUUUAAUGUUAAAUUCAUUCAUUACUGACUUGUACAAAUCAGUAGAUAAUUUGAAAAAGGAAGAAGAAAAGAGAAAGAAGGAAGAAAGCAAGCUUGCUAAGGAGAAAGACAAUCGUCCAUCAUCCCCUGUAGUUACAGUUGGUGGAUUGAAGGCAUUUAAUUCAUUCAGAACACCAUCUAAAGUUCCUCUCAUUGCUGAAAAUGCAGAUGUUUCUGUAACACCAAGCAGUCCUGUAACUCCAAUUAUUAUUUCCUUACCAGAUAGUGAACCAAGUGUGGAAAUCACUUCUCCAAGUACACCAAUUCAAGAGAAGCAAAAUGAGCCAACUAUCGAAUUAACCAAGAAUGGACAUGAUUUGCUUUCACCUUCGAUGCAAAUGGGUAAUUCUUUCGAAGAAAAUAGUCCAUCAAGACGUAGUGGUCACAUUAGAAAUCCUUCCAUUCUCAUGUCUCUUGAAAAGUCCCUAUAUGAAGGUUCUGCCUUAUUGUCCCCAUCUACAAAGACAAGAAAGAGAGGUGGAGGAAUGAUGACAGGUUUAGAUAUGAAUGAAUUGAGUGCUGCAUUAAAUAAAAAAAAAAUUUCGGAGGCAAGUGGAAUUGAUUUUUCAUCGGAAAUUGUUUAUUGGAUUGGUGCUAAUCCUCAUGGUUAUUGGCAAGAUCCAUCCAAUUGGGAAAAUCAUCAAAUUCCAACAAUGAAUCAAACAGCAAUUAUUAAACAUUCCAAAUUGAGAAUUUUACCUGAUUUGGAUGUUAUUAAAGUGAAGCGAAUAAUUGUGGAAAGUAAUAUUGCCACAAAUCAAAGCUUCAAACAAGAUGAAAAUUUAAUACUCAUUGAAAAUCCAAUUCUCAUUUCGAAUGGCAUUGAAAUUGGUGAAUUUUCAAAAGUGAUUUUCAAUGAAAAUGUUGCUUGUUUGGAAGAUUUUAAUUGUCAAUUGAAUGUGAGAGGAAAAGUUGAAGUUUUUGAUGGUGGAAGGGUUGGUUAUUGGAAUGAGAAAUGGAAUGGGUUUCGAAUGGAAACUUGUUUGAAGAAUUCGCAAGCUUCGUUCAAGAUUUCGAAUAAGAAAAUCAUGUGGAAUGAAACGAAAUCAAUUGAGGAGUGGAAAGAUUCUUUGGACGGAGAGUUUGGGGAACUUUUUGCUAAUCAUGAAAUUUUACUGUUUGUUCCCUCGACUCGAAAUGUUAAUGAACAAAUUUCGAAUGAAGAAUUGGAAACUCUAUUAGAAAGGAUAAUUUCAGAUAUUUCUCAUAUUGUUGGAGGGGUUACUCUCCAUCCGAAUCAGAAAGGAUAUUGGUUGAGUGAACGAGAGGGACUUGUCAGCGAAUUAGUUAACAUUAUUUCUGUAAGCGUUCCGGAUAAUUUGUUGGUCGAAACAAAACGAAAGAAUAUUGUGGAGAAUGUUAUUUUUGUUGGCUCCGCGCAUGAAAUUAACAUUGGAAAAAGAGAGAGAAAUCAGGUACUUGAGAGGGUGAAGAGAUUAUUAGGUAAUAACCCACAAAGAAGUGAAGUUGAGUUGCAAUAUUUUUCGAAUAGUAAGCAAACGCUCAAUAAGAAAGAAACCGAAAGUGAUGAACAAUCAGAAACUUCAACAAAUAAGCAAAAGAGCUUUUCUUCGAUGAAUGAGACUUCUACCUUCAUAAUGGUCGAUCCAAUUAACAUUUUUGAUGAAGCAUUAGUGACAGUUAAGAGACAACUCAAAGAAGACGUGUUUCCACUUUUUUUGAGAAGUGACAGAUUUCUGACAUUUUGUAAGAAGGCAUCGAGAGAAACUCUGGGAGAGAUUGGUUAUGAGAGAAGACAGUGUCGUCAAUCUGGCAACGUUUCUAUUGAAGAUUUUUGGAAAUUUUACAGAGCUGAUUGUGAAUCUCUAAAUGUCAAUGGUCAAGAUGUCAAAUUUUUAAGCUCUUUAUCAAUAGAUAGUUCUGAUUGGACUCUAUUAGAGCAAGAAUACUUUAAAAAGAGUUGUUUUGCAACAUUUGUUUCAUCUGAAACUCAUUGCAUGAUUAGACCAGAAACUUCCGAAUAUAGAAAUCCAAAUUCACAACAUAUUUACAAAUGUACAGGUGUCAUUAAUCACUCAACUGAGAAAGUAUUGAAAGCUCUGACAGAUUCUCACUUUAUGGCCACUUAUGAUAAUAAUUUAGCUGUUUGUGAAUGCAUUGAUUUUGUAAAUUCUCAAAUUCAAAGCAAUUCUCUUCCUGAAUCAUUAUUCGAAUUGGACGAAACUGUUCAAUUCUCCUCCUCUAUCAUUCUACAAAAUUAUCCUUUCAACUGGCCACUUUCUGGAAGAGAUUUCCUCACCAGUCAAACAGAUGUCUAUGAAAAAUCCACUCAACGUUAUUUCAUUCUCAUCAAAUCUGUCAACCAUCCACUUGCCAAACCAAAAGAAGGAAGUGUCAGAUCUUAUCUUGUCGGUGGUUGGAUUAUUCAACCAAUUUCUGAUGAAUUCUCACGAUAUACUUUGGUCAAUUAUAUGGAUGUGAAUAUGAGUGAAAAAUUAGUUCAGCAAUUUCAACUGAGGAGAGGAAAGAAAUUAUUCCAUUCGUUGAAUAAGAUAUUGAAAGAGAUGGACAGGAGUUCAAUGAAUGAGGUGAAUGAUUCGUGUGGUUUAUUGGAAACUUUGGACGAAUUUUUGGAUUUAUACGAAAUUAACAUUGAUGACCAAUAUAGGAAAGUGAAGAAACUAAACAAGAUGGAAAUGAAGGAACUUCUCACUCCAAGAAAAACUCACCUCGCAAGCACUUCUACCUCAAAUCUCGACCACCUUUCGAAUAAGAUUAUUCGAUUGACCUACAUUUCCAAAUGUAAGAAAAAUUUCAAUUCUACAGAGCUUGACAAGAUUGCAACCACUGCAACUCGAUUCAAUUCCAGUAUCAACGUAACUGGUCUCCUUCUCUAUUGUAAAGAAGGAAUUUUCUAUCAAGUAUUAGAAGGUGAAAAAGAAUUAGUUUCAAAUCUAUUCGAAAAGAUUAAGAAAGAUUCGAGACAUUUCGAUGUGAAAUGUGUCAAAAUGGAAACAGAUUUAUGUGAUCGUGAUAGACAAUUCAAGGGAUGGGCCAUGAACACAGUUAACUUGGAAACGUCAGAUCAUUUCUUUGCUGAUUUUAUGAAAGAAUUAUUAGUGACAGUUUCAAAGAUGGAGCUCAAUAACAUGACAGAAGAUCAAGCUGUUGGGUUUAUAUUCAAGACAUCGAGGCAGAUGUUUGAGAAGAGUAGGGAGAGCGGAUUUGUUUCGAGAUUAGGUUCUUGUUUUUGUAUGAAAUAA